Guillardia theta CCMP2712 is the source of this 744-nucleotide messenger RNA. RefSeq lists its product as hypothetical. The transcript is spliced from 5 exons. Bases 1 to 744 code for a protein of 247 amino acids. The record is from RefSeq and is a predicted model, not a curated record. Lineage: Eukaryota; Cryptophyceae; Pyrenomonadales; Geminigeraceae.
AUGGAUCAAUGGUUGAUGGACAUGUUCUGCUUCUGCCGGGAAGACUCGCGCGGCGUAAGCAUGAAAGCGACUGAAGCUGCUCCAGAUAUGAGAAGCCGGAGGUUUGAGCUAGAAGGACCGCAUAGCAGCACGACAAGGCAAGGAUCUCAAAGAUCCUUCGCCCUUCAUAGUCGCUCGCGCUCCCUGCCUGAUGCCUACUCGGAGCUUUACCAUUUCGUCAAGAAUUCUUCUCACGCAGCUGUAGAGCAGGAGGAAGAGGAGGAAGAAGAGGAGCUGCCGGCGAUGAGCGUCAAGGAAGACGGUCAAGUGGAGUCAAGAGGUGUGAGACGAGAAGCGCUCAUCAGCAAGCUGUUGGAGCAAGGGAUGCAGGAGCUGCAGGAGGUGAGGAGGAUCAAGAAGCAACAGCACGAGGCAUUGUCAGCCCUUAAGGACCCCCAGCUGGUGAAAGGAGAGGAGCUGAAGCAACUUGAGGAGGCGAGGAUUCGUCGACAUGCUGUAUUCAGGCAGAAGUUUUUACACAAGCAGAGCGAUAUGAAGGACAAGGAGAAGGCCGGCAACGUCGACAUCCGUGUUGGGCCCCACAAGAAUCCGAGGAAAAAGGAGGAUGCGGCGCCUCCCAUCUCCCUGUCCUCAGACAGCAAGGAGCCAAGACUUUGCAAAGUUGGAUGUCAGUGCAUCGCAUGCGAGCAUGAAGUGAAAGGCUACAUGAAACGGCAGUUUCGCAAGAUGAGCGCUCAGCUCUGA